Molecule: messenger RNA, 2240 nt
Organism: Tarenaya hassleriana
Lineage: Eukaryota; Viridiplantae; Streptophyta; Magnoliopsida; Brassicales; Cleomaceae
Product: pentatricopeptide repeat-containing protein At1g74900, mitochondrial
Exons: 2
Coding region: 97-1548 (483 amino acids)
Molecular function (GO): protein binding
Source: RefSeq, a predicted model, not a curated record
ACCAAAUACUUCGACUCGAUGACCCGUUUGUGCGUUUUCCCGAGUCGCGAACGACUCCGUUAAAUCGGCCGAGUCUCUUCCACUGUCCCGACAAUAAUGCGCUGUGUCUUCACUAAAUCCUUCUGUGCCGCCGCCGAGACUCACCGGAGACCGCCUUCCCCGCCACCGGAAUCCGCCGCCGCCAUAGCUAAGUUCAUCCUCUCCCCGACCACAACCCACAAAACCCUAACCGAAGCCCUAAUCUCCUCGACCAUCAAAUGGACUCCAUCCCUUGUCGACUCCGUCCUCAAGCGGCUAUGGAACCACGGACCCAAAGCCCUCGAUUUCUUCAACCUCCUUGACCGCAACCACCGCGUCUACGUCCACGCUGCCUCCUCCUUCGACCUCGCCGUCGACAUCGCCGCCCGUCUCCGCCUGCACUCUGCUGUGUGGUCCCUCAUCCACCGCAUGCGUUCCCUUCGUCUCGGUCCUUCGCCGAGGACUUUCUCCAUCGUCGCCGAGAGGUACGCCUCCGCCGGAAAACCCGACCGUGCAGUGAAGCUCUUUCUGAACAUGCACGAACAUGGGUGUUUCCAGGAUUUGAGUUCUUUCAAUACGAUUCUCGAUUUGCUGUGCAAGUCCAAACGCGUGGAGAAAGCUUAUGGAUUGUUUAGGGCUCUUAGAGGAAGAUUUAGUGUUGACGUAGUUACGUAUAAUGUGAUUGUUAAUGGUUGGUGUUUGGUCAAACGAACUCCCAAGGCGUUGGAGGUGUUGAAGGAGAUGGUGGAGAGAGGGAUAAACCCUAAUUUGACCACUUACAACACAAUGCUCAAAGGGUUUUUCCGGGCUGGACAGGUUGACCAAGCUUGGAAGUUUUUCUUGGAGAUGAAGAAACGAAAACGUGAGAUCGAUGUCAUUACUUAUACAACCGUGGUUCACGGGUUUGGCGUUGCAGGGGAGAUCAAACGGGCUAGAAAUGUUUUUGACGAGAUGAUUAGAGAAGGAGUCCUUCCUUCUGUAGCCACUUACAAUGCUUUGAUCCAGGUGUUGUGUAAGAAGGAUAGUGUGGAAAAUGCAAUUGUGGUCUUUGAGGAGAUGUCGAGGAAAGGGUACGAACCGAAUGUGACGACUUAUAAUGUGUUGAUUCGGGGGUUGUGUCAUGCAGGACAAUUUGAUCGGUCAGUGGAGCUUAUGCAGAGGAUGAAGAAAGAAGGUUGUGAGCCAAAUGUCCAGACGUAUAACAUUAUGAUAAGAUAUGAUUCUGAUUGCGGAGAGAUCGACAGGGCGUUGGAUUUGUUCGAGAAGAUGGGCAGUGGGGAUUGCCUGCCUAAUCUCGACACAUAUAACAUAGUGAUAAGUGCCAUGUUUGUGAGAAAAAGACCAGAAGAUAUGGUGGUGGCUGGUAAACUUUUGAUUGAGAUGGUAGAGAGGGGGUUUAUACCGAGGAAAUUCACUUUUAAUCGAGUUUUGGAUGGGCUUUUGUUAACCGGGAAUCAGUCUUUUGCAAAGGAAAUCUUGAGAGUGCAGAGUAAAACUGGUGGUCGGCUUCUCCGGCAGUUCAGACUGUAAAACCUUGGUUUUAUGUGAAAAGGAGAGUCACCUUCUCUGUCUAUAUCAAUCUCUCAUGAAGUGAGACUGUAGAGACUGAUUUCUUGUCGACAAAAGCAUCAGUGAUGCUUUACUUAAACAAACCAGAGAUCGGUAGGGAAAGAAAGCAAGAGUUUAUGCAAAGGGACAACCUCGAGACUUUGCCUCCUCUUGUUUGAACUAUUUGGAUGUAAUGCAAGAGCGAAACAAGGAACGGCGUGGAGCUUCUUUUCAGACGGGUUGAUCAUAUAUGGUCCGGGGUUUACGGGUUUUGUGUUAUCGGGGAGAUCAAACAGGGAGAAUUUUGGUUUGGGCUGAAGCGAUUUGGAGAAAGAGGGUUUCCUUUCUAUUGCCAGUUCAGAUUCUUUGAUUCAAGUUCCCACCCAAGAGAAGAUGGAUGUGUAAAAUGCAGACGUGAUAAUCUUCCAAGGAAAAUGGUGAAGAAAGGUAAUAUGGAAUGGCAGUUUUCAUCUUAAAAUGUGUCUGAUGAGAGAGGUGUUUGGUUUCUUCAUUUGUUCCGCAUCAUGUUUUGCCCAAAGAUUCCUAAGAGAAGCUCUCAGAUUCAUUGGAAUGGACGUAAACAAGUUUCAUUUGUAGCAUAUUUUGCUGUUGAGUUAUAAAUGCAUUUUUUUUAUAUGAAUAUUGGUUAUUAAUAUAUGUUUGUAAUUGGUGAA